Molecule: messenger RNA, 447 nt
Organism: Dracunculus medinensis (Guinea worm)
Lineage: Eukaryota; Metazoa; Nematoda; Chromadorea; Rhabditida; Dracunculidae
Source: the annotation of a GenBank genome assembly
AUUCUAAUUGUAGUUUAUUCUCUUGAUGGUGUUUUUGUCGCGAUUCUAUUGCUUAUUUGUACUUGUGCUUAUUUAAAACGAAUACCGCGAAUAAACUGUUGGAUAACGCAAGAAAAGAAGGGUUUUUUUGGUAUUUUUUACAAAGCAUCUGUUAUUGGUAUUCGCCUUCAUUCAGUAAUAUCACUUCUUUGUAUAGCAACUUCUUGUUAUAUUCUUUUCAUCAGAUAUUUUAAAUCAUCAAUUCCAAAAGGAGUAAAACAAAAUUUCAAGAAGAAUAAACCACAAGGACCGAAAAAAGGUCGGCGUUUAGCCAUUGCACCGAAAAAAGCGGCUGCUAUUGAACAAGCAAGAAUUAGUGUGGAGGUUACUCGAAUUAUCAACGAAAAGAAUGAAAAAAUUAUGAAGGAAAAGGCAGAUAGUGACAUCGGUCGUAUUUCUAACAGAUAA